Molecule: messenger RNA, 4398 nt
Organism: Phytophthora infestans T30-4
Lineage: Eukaryota; Oomycota; Peronosporomycetes; Peronosporales; Peronosporaceae
Product: exosome complex exonuclease RRP6-like protein
Exons: 6
Coding region: 1-4398 (1465 amino acids)
Biological process (GO): TRAMP-dependent tRNA surveillance pathway; exonucleolytic trimming to generate mature 3'-end of 5.8S rRNA from tricistronic rRNA transcript (SSU-rRNA, 5.8S rRNA, LSU-rRNA); poly(A)-dependent snoRNA 3'-end processing
Cellular component (GO): nucleolus; nuclear exosome (RNase complex)
Molecular function (GO): 3'-5'-RNA exonuclease activity; nucleotide binding; nucleic acid binding
Source: RefSeq, a predicted model, not a curated record
AUGGCGGAGGAACUCGACGCCGCAGCGUUUGUGAGCGCGUUGUAUCGCAAGGUGCUGCUCUCUGUGAAAGCGUCGAACGCAAUUCCAUCCGAAGACGAUGGUUUCCACUUCCACUCGCAGUUCAGCACCGAAUUUGCGACACGCUCCAAGCGCUCUGGCGCUAAGGCCAAGGAACUCGUGCAGCUGCUGACCAAGCGCCGACGCGCUGAUGCAGACGCAGAGCAUGCGGACAGCAGUGACGAGGAUGAAGACGAGGUGCAGGAACUGUUUGACGGACCAGAACCCAACGCUCGUGUUACAGACUACGCUGAUAUGCUGCUGGACGAGGCUUCUAAGCACCUUGCGCGCUUUGUGAGUGGCGAGUCAGCAGCGUCCACCGAGGAUUCCAAGCUCCGGCCACUGGAGAACACGCCACAUGUGUUUGAAAAGAACAAAAAAGCCAAUAAGGAGGAGGAAGUAGAGAAGAAAGUGCUGCGAGGAGCACAAGACAAGCCCCAGGACAGAUUCGACGAGAAGAUCGACAACUCGGACGCGCCGUUCGUGUCUAAACUUCGUGAAAAGGUGCAUGCGCUAAUUAAUGGCGCUGCUACUGUAGUGGCAGAUGAUGAAGAUGACGAGAUGGCUCCGCGGAAUCCAUACUACCCCGAGAUCAAGGGGCUCAAGUAUGCUCCAUGGCAGUUGGAGGCUUCUGAAGAGCCGUACGAGAUGAUUGGGCUGGACAAGGUGUCGUAUCUGUGGGUAGACUCAGAGGAGAACCUGAUGCAGAUGAUGAAGUCUCUGACAGCUGCUGAAGCUCGCGUCAUCGCGGUGGAUCUGGAACACCACAGCUACAGAUCGUACAUGGGUCUCACGUGUCUCAUGCAGAUUUCCACAGCACAAGAGGACUUUUUGGUCGACACAUUGGCACUCCGUGGCAAGCUGCAGACACUGAACCAGGUCUUCUGUGACCCUGAGAAGGUCAAGGUGCUGCACGGUAGUGACAUGGAUAUCCUCUGGCUACAACGCGAUCUCGGUCUGUAUAUUGUCAACCUCUUCGACACGGGACGUGCAGCGCGUCUGCUACAGUAUCCACGUUUCUCCUUAGCAUACAUGCUCAAGCGUCACUGCAAUAUCGACGCCGACAAGCAGUACCAACUUGCAGACUGGCGUACUCGUCCGCUCGAUAAGAAUAUGGUCAAGUACGCGCGUGAAGAUACACGCUACCUGUUGUUCAUCUACGACCGACUUAAGAAGGAGCUACUACAAGCUGGAGCCAAGUCUCGCGAGAGUCUACUCUUCCAGACACUUCAGAACUCCAGUAAACUGUGUCUACAGGUGUACGAGAAGCCCCAACCGACAGAGGAAGAUGCGCUUGCAGUCGGUGAGAAACUCAAGGGAACAGUAUACCUCCGUGAUCUCUCUGCGCUUCAGAAGCGUGUUAUCGUGGCGCUUUAUCUCUGGCGCGACCGCGUUGCUCGUCAGGAAGACGAAUCUGUGGCUUAUGUGAUGCCAAACCACGUGCUCAUGAAGCUCACCAAGCACCUGCCAGUACGAUCCGAUGACCUUUUCCGUGUGUGUCAUCCAGUGCCACUGCUUAUCCGUAAGCAUGCGCUUCAGAUUACAAAAAUGAUCGUCGCUGAGAAGACAAAGCUGGCUGCGGAAGAGACCAAAACUCGUCCAGAGCCUCAACCUGCAGUCGCAGCAAGGCCAACAAGAAAGACGUGGAACGAGGAUGGAGACGAACAGUCAGUUACUUCAAUUCGGAAGCGUGUUGGACGUACGGAGUAUGCUCCUUGGAAGAGCGGCCAGCGCAAGGCUGGUGUCGCUGCUGAAGCUUCAUCGUCCAGCAAUCGACCGGUUGCUCUUGGCGCUAACACAACGGAGACUGUCGAUGAGUCAGAGACUGCAGCCACGUUGCUUGAAAAGGUGAACGCUAUGGUUGCGAGUACAACGUUUACUAUAGCUGAUAGUGAGGCAGUCGAGACAGCAGUCGCUAAACCGACGUCCUUAUUGGCGACUCCAAGCAAGGAAGAGGGCGAGAGCAAACCGAAGAUGCCGCAGUCGAUAUCAGAGACCUAUAACAUGUCUAGCCGAUCCAAGCGGCGGAAAACUACCGCAGUGGACACUUUGUCGGCCUCGGAAGUCAAGGACCGUGCGCAGGCGUUUAUGCAGAAGGUCGAUGGAGACGACGAAGGUGAAGACGAGAGCGGCUUCCAGGGCUUCGACUACGCUGCAGCCAGUACAAAGGACGACAAUCAAGACCAACGGGGCCGCAGAGGUGGUCGCGGAGGCCGAGGCAACAAAAGACAGGCAGGGUACAAUCCGUUCGUGGCCAUGAGUGGCAAGGGCAAGAAGGACCCGAACGAGCCUAAGGCCGCACAAGUCAAGAAGAUGCACCACAUGCCCAGAAGCGCCACCUUUGUGGUAAAGAGACAGUUUAUCCGGACAGAUUUACUCAAAAAUUUUAGCGCCAUUCUGGAAAACAAACCAAGCAGCGGACGCGAUCUCUCGAUGACUCGUAGCGACACGCUUAAGCGCGUCUCGCCCACGUCGUUCGAGUCUGAUGGAGGAGAAGGCACCGCCAAGAAGUCUAAGGCUUUGGUGGAUGUUGCGAACGCGGCGGCGGCCACGGUGCGUAAGGGACCGCUCAAGACAGAGGACAUGGGUCAGGACUCCAUCGAGGCAGGGGAAGACGCCCAAACGUCCGCUUUAUCGUCCAAAACUGACCUUAACCGCGAGCAAGAAGACGGGGGGAAAGACGUGGAAAUGGCUGAUGUCGAGGCCUCAGACACGACUGAGAUCAAGACAGACCGUAAUACUGCCGCAAACAAGUCGUCAUCUAAGAAGCUAGCCAAAAAGCGUGCAAAACCUGCUGGCAAAGCUGCUAGUAACGGGAAGACAGCGACGAAGACUAAAGCGAAGCCGAAGCCGAAGUCGAAACCGAAGGCUAAAGCCAAAGCAGCGCCAAAACGGAAGCCACGGACUCAGACGGAUAAAAUGAAAGAGAACGCGCCACUUGCUUCGCCUUUGUUCGUGGAAACGGGAGCAGAAUGGAACAACACAAACAUCGACUUUGACGAAUUGAACACGCUGCGGUCGAUGUGGGAACUGCCUGCUGCUUGUCACAUUCUGUGGCUAUUGCAGAGUCCGCUGACGCUUCGGUUCUCCAAUACAUUGCUGGAGUAUGAGGCAGCAUUGCUGAGACCAGAGGACAGUCCCGUGCUGGAGGACGUUUUCACGAAACUUUUGCUAAAGAAAAGUGAACGAGCGUGUUUAAGUGCUGGAAUUGGCCUUAAGUACGAGUGGUGGAAUAAGCAACUGCGGAUUUACUACCUGGACAUGUACAACAAGUGGUACGCACUGCUACGCAAGGCUGGCGAGCGUCUACCGGAAUCGUUUUCCCAAGAUGAAGACGAUGAUGAUAGCAGCGUCUCCGACAGCAGGACGGACGAACAGGUGGACGUGGAACUCUCUGACGACGAGUGGCUGACGCUCGACAUCCUAAAGGCGCGUCUUGAAACUCUUGGUGUCGUCUGUCCUCUGAAGCAUCAGUCAUUUGCGGACUUGUCGAUUGAGUUGCGAUGCAAAAUCCUACUCAACUUGUGCGAGGCCGUGGUGGACGACCCGGCUAACACUGAAUAUAUGCGUCAGAUGGAAGAGGACGAUCUACGCGUGGACCCGCUGGGCAAUGAUCGUGCUGGGAACUUGUAUUAUUUCUUCCCACAGUUCUACGAGGAGCGGCGGCUGUACAGAUUGGAACCGGAGACAAGACAGUGGUCGCUGUGGGCAAAGGGGGAUGACGCGUGUCGCUCUAUGCUCAAAGCGAUAAAAGACAUUCGUGGACGUAAAAUCCGCGGCGAGCAAGAGCUUCUGGAUCAUCUGGAAGUUAUAGUAGAGCAGAUCGAGGACGAGGACGAAGCUCGUGCGCGGCAGCUGGAGAAAGCUAAUCGGCUGGCGAUUCUCGAGGCGAUUCCGCGUAAACGUUCGCUGCGUCUGCAAGUAAAGCAGUUGGAGAAGAUGGAAAAACAUCAAGAAGAGCUGGAGCAUCAGAAGGAAUUGUCCAUGGAGGAAAUUGCAGAAAUGAGACGUGAUGAGUUGCUGAAAAAGGUCGAGCGCGAAGCUGAGAAGGAGACACGCGACGCUGAGCGCGAGGCCCGACGCUUGCACCGUGAACAGGUAGAACGAGAGGAGGCACAAGCUGAGCGAGAGAGACGUCGGCUGCGUCGAAUCGAGAAGGAGCAAGAGGACGAGAAACUCGAGCAACUAGCUGAAGAAGAGCGAAGAAAACAAGAGGACGCGCGUGCGCUUCGUGCUCAACAGCGGAAUGCAGACGAGGAAUGGCAGCAAGUAGACCAGGAGGCAGGGGAAGCAGCUACAACAACAAGAAGCGAGCAGGUUUCGGCUUCAGUGGAGCCUUAA